This is a messenger RNA of Blastocystis hominis, 897 nucleotides long. RefSeq lists its product as hypothetical. Gene Ontology annotation, biological process: protein dephosphorylation. Gene Ontology annotation, cellular component: protein phosphatase type 2A complex; cytoplasm. The coding region runs from base 37 to 897 and encodes 286 amino acids. Gene Ontology annotation, molecular function: protein binding; protein phosphatase regulator activity. The transcript is spliced from 5 exons. Lineage: Eukaryota; Bigyra; Opalinata; Blastocystidae. The record is from RefSeq and is a predicted model, not a curated record.
GAACUUAUUGACAGUGAUGACGAAGUGCUUGUGGCGAUGGCAGACCAACUUGGCGAUUUUCUUCCCUUAGUGGGUGGUUCCAAGAAUACGGAAUACAUCCUGGAUAUUCUGGAGAAGCUCUGCACCAUGCAGGAAGUCUCCGUGCGUGAAGCAGCAACGAAAGCCAUCCUCAAGAUCUGCGAGUCGCUGAGUCCCGAAGAAAUCAACGAAUACAUCCAAGCCACCGCGAUCCACAUGUACAACAGCGAAUGGUUCACAUCGAAGUCAAUCUGCGUCUGCUCGCUGCUCCCCAUCCUCUACAAGACGAAGCAAGCCACCGGGGACUUCGACACCAUCAUCGAAAUGUACGACGAGCUCUGCAAGGACAGCACGCCCAUGAUCCGAAAAGCCGCGAUUUCCGUCAUUCCCGAAUUCAUCAAGGUCAUGGACCCGGAGAGCUGCAAGCUCAUUCUCGUCCGCGAUUUGUACUUGCUGGUCCGCGACGAUCAAGAAAACAUCCGGAUUUUUGGAAACGCGAGCUGCGUCGCGCUGGCGCGCGUGCUCUCCGAAGAAGACCGCGGGACUUUGAUCCUCCCGCUCUUUUUGGAGCUCGCCGAGGACAGUAGUUGGAGGGUCCGCUACACGACGGUGACGCAGAUCGGCGAGAUUUGCGCGUUGUUCCCGCGGGAAUUGGUGGAGAGCAAGCUGUUGCCGGAGUUCCUGAAACUGCUCCAGGACAACGAGUUGGAGGUGCGUACGAUCGCAGCGAGCUCGAUCAGCGCGAUUUGCAAGUAUUUGCGCGUGGAGAAGGUGGAGGAGAUGAUCAGCGUAAUGACGAUUCUCAGUUCGGAUGCGAGCGAGCAUGUGCGUGUUGGGCUCGCGAGCGACUUCCUAAGUAGUCAUUUGCGGCGUGUUUGA